This is a messenger RNA of Effrenium voratum, 3264 nucleotides long. The record is from the annotation of a GenBank genome assembly. Lineage: Eukaryota; Dinophyceae; Suessiales; Symbiodiniaceae.
AUGGUGGCGCUGGCAGCGCAAGCCUUUUACGACUACCACCAGCCCCGCGUGCCCAGCAAACGCCGGCACUUGGAGCUGCGGAAGGACCUGGUGGGCCUCACCAAGGAUAUCUCGGUUGACGGCAAGGUGCGGAAUUGGCAGGACGUACUGGUUAUUCUGUCAGCGCUCCCUUCCCUGCAGCUGCAGGCUGACGAGGUCAUUUUCGGUGCUGCCUUGGGACGGCUUGCGAAGGAGAGGCAGUGGCAGUACGCUUUGUCCACCCUGGACUUCAUGAUCACUGGAGGUUUGCAGGCCAAUCUGAUCACCUGCAGCGCCACCGUGGGUGCCUGCGCCAAAGGCCUCAAGUGGUUCCGCGCCUGCGGCCUGCUGUCGCAGAUGCGGCGACUUCGGAUCCAGCCCAACACCGUGGCCUUCGACACGGCCAUCACCGCGUGCGGGGGCCGCAGUGGCAGCUGGGAGAAUGCGGCCGCGGUCUUUGGUGAGCUUCGGGUGCUGGGGCUGCCGCCUUUCAGCAUGUCCUACAACUCAGCCAUCAGCUCCUUCGAGUACCGCCAGAAGUGGCAAAGAGGUUUGGACUUCCUGCAGGACCUCGUUGGCCAGCGAGGCCCUCGCCAGCGCAAGGCGAACGUGGUGUCCUUCAACGCGGCGCUGAGCUGCUGCCGCCGGGUGUCCCAGUGGCAGCAGGGCCUUUGCUUGCUGAAAGCCAUUCCUCGAGAGGCCGCACAGCAGCGUGACGAGGAGCUGGCGCCGGAUGAAGUGACCUACGGCACGGCUGUCAGCGCCUGUGACCACGGCUGGGUGUGGCGCUGGGCGGUGCAGCUCCUGCAAGCGGCGGCCUGCCAGGGGCUGAAGCCCUCCCUGCAGACCAGCAACGCUGCCAUCAGCGCCUGCGGGAAGGGCCAAGAGUGGCAAUUCUGCCUGGACGUGCUGCGCGACAUGUCCGGCGCCUACGUUGCACCCAGCAAGUUGAGCUACACCAGCGCCCUGGGCGCCUGUGCUGGGACGGACACCUCAAGAGGUCGCGUGGUGCUUCAGCUGCUGCUGGAGAUGGCCCAGCACGGUCUCCAGCCCAACGCCCUAGCCUUCGGCAUCGCCGUGGACGCCUGCGAGGCGGCGGGCUUCAGCGGGUUGGCCCCCGCGCUGCUGCAGCGCGCCGCCUCGAGUGGCCAAAGAUCUGCGCGCGCGGCCAAGGAGUCCUUCGAGGUGGAAGACAAGCACGGCGACCACUCUGGUGUGGCCAUCGUGGCGGCGGACGCCAUCGCGUGGCACGGGGCCCUUGGGGAACCGCUGUGGCUCGAGCUGCACCGCAGGCUGUGCCUCCCUUCGCUGGCCAGGAAAGCAACCUACAAGAAGUUGCCAUUACCUUUUGCCUGGGGUCGAACGCACUCCCCGCGUAUCGUGUCGCCAUGGCGCCGAAUGGCUGAUGAGUGCCUCCGCCAGGAGUUGCAGGAGGCGGAGGCGGAGCUGCAGAGUUGCCGGUCCCAGUUGAGCUUCGCGCGGCAGGGGUCCAGGCACCACACGCUGCGCGCCCAGCGACUGGAGCUGGAGCUCCACGCGGAGCAGCGCAGCCUGAACCUCCAAGAGCUCGAAGGCAAUGCUGGUUGCUUGCCGGAGUCUGUGGUGGAGGACCUCGGCACAGCGGAGAUGCUUUGUGCACAGGCGCGCUGCUCAGCGCAGGAUGGCCAAGUCAUCCGGGCGAAGGCAGUGGAGACGGCACGCAUCCUGUUGCAAGCGCAUGCGGUGCUGGCGGGCGGCCGUGCUGCCUGGGAUGCCGACAGCUGCCGAGAGCUCCUCGAGGAUGCUUGCGCCACGCGGAACUCCUUGCACUUCGAGCAGAACCUGGCGGCCGAGCUGCGUGCCAGGCUGAGCAGCGAGGCCUCCGCGGCCCAGGCCGCUUUGAGCGAAUACGCGCGGCUCCGGGGCCGUCGGAGUGUGCUGCGAAAAGAGGCGCUUGCAGACACCCGGCUCCAGGACGAGCCACUCUGCGAAGCCAACGCACAUACAGCGCAGUUGCUGGAUGAGGCAGAAGUGCUUCAGAAUCAGCUGGAGCUGGCUUUGGGCCAUGACCUUUGGCGUCGCAUGCGGAAGCCGGAGCCGAAGGAACCGAAGGAGACGAAGGAGAAUGACAAGGUCUUGGACGGCCCAGCAGGCACACGUCCAGAAGAGGACGCAACCGAUCAAGCCGGCCAUUCUGAUGGGGCCGCGACUGCCGAGGUGUUUGCGCCUGCUGAGGCGCCGGGAUCCCGUGCCGGAAGCAACGCUGGCAGCUGCGCUGGGAGCGUGGCUGAAACCGUGCCAGCGGCUCGUGCAUCGCAGGUGUCCCUGCCGGGCGUUGCACCACGAGAGGCCUCGGCCCUGCGCACUGCGCAGGGCCAAGAACUACAGGAGCUGCAGGCGUCGGAGCCGGAGCCGGCUCCACGGGGCUGGCGCGCCAGCCGCGCCCGCUCCAGCGGGGAGGCGCUGAGCAGCGAAGAGAUCGACGCAAUGCUGGAUGUGGAGUCCAAGGUCCGGAGGACUUCGCACACCAGCGAGCUGCACACCGAGGUGGCGGAGCGGACGCGACGAACGCCUGCAGAGCUCAGAUCCAUGGAGACGCAGACGGAAGAGCUCCGCCGCGCUAGCGUGCGACCGAAGCCUGUGACGGAGCAGUCGGUUCAGGCCUGCUUAGAGCCCAGCCGCGUGUCGGUGGCAGUGGCCACGGAUGCGGAGGUCUUGGAGACACCGCGCAACUUGCGGAGCUCGCAGUCGCCAUCCCUGGCCUUAGCUGCCACCAGCGUGGGGACCAGUGAGGUCGGAACCUUGGAGGAUGCGAGCCCUUUGGAUGCCACACCUCGAACCCUCGACCUGACAGAGGCCUCCAAGGCUGUCGCCCAGGCCGAGACGCCACGCGGUGCGCGCUCGGGUGCUAGCGCCGCCAGCCGCGGCGCGCGCCUGGCGAAAGCGAAAGCGCCGCGCACGCCACCCCCGCAGGACAAGGCUCGCCCGCCGAGCCCUGGCCCCAGCAACUCCCUGGCGCGGGCAGAGCGGUCCAGGCCGAGCCCGGAGGCGAGCCCUGAGGUCACCCCGAGCUCCAAACGCGCAUUGGCAUCACCGCGGCCCUUCCGGCCGACGAGCCCCAGCCCGCGGCUCAUCACCAAGCACCCCCCGACGGCCGUGCGAGCACUGCCGCAACCGCAGGGCCGGCCAGUGCCCUUCUGGGCCAAAAGCGACUCCCUCAGCUCUACCAUCUCUAAGCGAUCUGCAUCAACAUCCCCACGCUGGUAA